Coccinella septempunctata (seven-spotted ladybird) is the source of this 1152-nucleotide messenger RNA. RefSeq names its product cell division control protein 42 homolog. Gene Ontology annotation, biological process: small GTPase-mediated signal transduction. The record is from RefSeq and is a predicted model, not a curated record. Gene Ontology annotation, molecular function: GTP binding; GTPase activity. The transcript is spliced from 4 exons. The coding region runs from base 141 to 851 and encodes 236 amino acids. NCBI's taxonomy places the organism in Eukaryota, Metazoa, Arthropoda, Insecta, Coleoptera, Coccinellidae.
AAUCCAGUGUGCGAUCCGCUUCUCUGCUGAUUACCAGUUCGUUCGAAACCCUCGUCGGAGCAUGAUUUAAGUCACACGCGCCGCUCUGUCUGUCACAAGAAUUUCCGCGAUCUUCAACUUACGCUUAUCACAACCCCAACAUGCCCCCCCAAAGUAACGUCACCCUGCACUGCUACAACAAGGAACCCCUUCUGCACCAGCAGAAAACCAUAAGUUUCACGUGCGGAAGAAACAAGAAGAGCAAGGAUGAGAAAGAGGAAAAAAUGAAGAAGAAGAAUAAGAUUAAGUGCGUUCUGGUUGGGGAUGAUGCUGUUGGGAAAACCUCUUUGAUUGCUUCUUAUAGUGCACACAGUUUUCCAUACGAAUAUGUUCCUACAGCGUACGAUAAAUAUAACGUGGAAGUACAGGUGGAUGGCAAACCGAUAGCCAUGGAACUCUGUGAUACAGCUGGCCAGGAUGAGCUGGAUCCUCUCAGAAGCCUUUGUUACCCAGACUCAGACAUAUUUCUUCUUUGCUUUUCGACAGUGGACCCUUCAACCUUCGUAUCAGCCUCUACUAGAUGGGCGAACGAACUUUCAAAACGCGAUGGUGCUAUAGUUUUAGUCGGCACUAAGUCGGAUCUUAGCAAAAACCCAGAAGUGAUCAAAAGGCUCAGAUCUGACGGACAGAGGCCUAUUUCCAGUGGGGAGGCUAUCAAUUUAGCGGAAUUGUUGAAUGCUCCAUACAUAGAGACUUCGGCAAGAACAGGGAUGUUCGUGAAAGAAGCCUUCGAUUUAGCUAUCACCAUAGCGUUGCGGAAUCAGAAGAAGGCUAGGAGAAAAUUCUGGAAAAAACUCCUAUGGUGCUGCUGAUGAAGUCUUCAGGUAUGAACCGAAUAUCGAUAUCAACGCCUAAGUUGACAAGGUGGGAAACAGUGAUGAUACGAAGAUUUGAUAUAGUACAAAUCUCAGGCCUUCAUCAUAAAAAGUUUCUCCUUUACUCAGUGUAGAUAAUUAUGUACACAGUAUUAUUCGAACGACUGAAAUUUUAGAUAAGACUACAUGCAUCUGUUAUAUUCCAUAAUUGUGAUAUUGAUUAGUAUAAUUGAAAUUAGAUAUGUACAUAUUUAGCUUUUUAUGUUAUUUUUUAAUUAUAAACUCUUUCAGUACUGGA